GCUGCAGUCGGCGGAGGAGGUGACGGGCGAGGUGAGCAGGACAGAGAACUAAACACAUGGAGUGAAAACCGGAAGGGAGAAGAACGUAGAAAACAGAAUCACGGAUGCUGCUGGGCCAGGACGGCCUUGUGGAGGGUGCCGGCAGCGAAGAUGGCAUCUCUGAGAGCUUGGAGCUCCUGCAGAUUGAAGUGGACUGGGAGAGCCCAGAGAGGGAGAGCCUGCCCACAGGCGCGGCCGCCUGCUGCUCGAAAAAUGUGCAAAGAAAACAGAAACACUGGGAAAAGAUAGUUGCUGCCAAGAAGAGCAAAAGAAAGCAAGAAAAAGAGAGACGGAAAGCCAGCCAUGCCGGACACACAGCCAGCUGCCCCCAGCACAGCAAACGUUUUCUGAGAGCCUUAACCAAAGAGAGACUUUUGAAAGCUAAAGACUCUGGACCACGACUCUGCAUCGACUUGAGUAUGACGGACCACAUGUCUAAGAAGGAGCUGAGCAGACUGGCAGGACAGAUCCGCAGGCUGUACGGCUCGAAUAAAAAAGCCGACAGGCCCUUUUGGAUCUGCCUCGCAGGAUUUGCAACUGACAGCCCCCUGUAUACAGAGUGUGUGAGGAUGAAUGAUGGAUUUUCUAGUUAUGUGCUAGACCUAACAGAAGAAGACUGCUUUAGUUUAUUUCCUCUGAGCACCCUGGUGUACCUGACGCCGGACUCUGAGCAUGCUCUUGAAGAUGUUGAUCCAAACAAAGUCUACAUUCUCGGUGGGCUUGUGGAUGAAAGCGUUCAGAAGAAAGUGACAUUCCAAAAGGCCCGGGAACACUCUGUCCAGACGGCCCGCCUGCCCAUCCAGGAGUACAUGGUCCGACGCCAGAACGAGAAGAACUAUCAUUCCGAGAUACUGGCCAUCAAUCAAGUGUUUGAUAUCCUGUCCACUUACUUCGAGACUCGCAGCUGGCCAGAAGCGCUGAAGAAAGGUGUUUCUCCUGGAAAGGGUUACGUCCUUCAGAAUUCAGUGGGAUGAUAGACAGCCUUGACUGCAGUUGCCAAAAGCAGAGAGCCGCUGGUGAGAAGGGGUGCUCUCAUGGUGAGGGGAGCCUCGGGGGCCCACCCCAGCCCAGAGACCAGCUACCACACUUUCUCCCUCUCAGGGUGCUGCUGUGGAGGCCUGUGUCCAGGAGAGCAGCGUGGUGUGGUGGCAUUUGCUUGGCCUCACCAGCACCUAAAGAACUUGGGGACACUCUACCCUGCAUUUUUUUUUCUCUCCUGCUUUGGCUUUCUUCUGUGAGCAAUGGGACUCCCAUUACCUGACUACAGAGUCUUGAGCUCUAUUGGUAGUGUGGGGUGUCCUCAGCCAACGGACAUCGUCACAUAAUACCCAAAUGCGGAGGAAGGCGAACAUGUGGCCUACAUACUACACAUUAGUAUUAGGUUGAUUUUACUCUCUGUUCCAGCCUUUCCCAACCUAUCUAAUAAAGCCACAGAGGUGAAUGGGGUCUGCGGUAGCACCUGCCUUUUGCCAUUUCUGCCUGAGCAAACCAGGAGCACCAGGGCUUGGGUUUCUCCAGUGACUUCCAUGUUUAACGUUUGUCAACAGCCAUUGAGCACUUACUGUGUCCCAGAGACUAUGCCAAGGGCUUCGUGUCCUUGUGUUUUAUUAUCCCAGCAACCGCUGCAGAAGGUCUUACUGUGCUUCCUGGCAGUUUACAGGUGAGAGACUUCACUAGAAAGAGGUGGCACCUGGUGUUUGACCUUCUGUUCGGAGUCCCAGGGACAGAGGGAAAGCUACUCAGCCAGUGCCCUGG
Echinops telfairi (small Madagascar hedgehog) is the source of this 1794-nucleotide messenger RNA. RefSeq names its product tRNA methyltransferase 10B (gene TRMT10B). The record is from RefSeq and is a predicted model, not a curated record. Lineage: Eukaryota; Metazoa; Chordata; Mammalia; Afrosoricida; Tenrecidae. The transcript has 9 exons. Gene Ontology annotation, molecular function: tRNA binding. Gene Ontology annotation, biological process: tRNA N1-guanine methylation. Bases 105 to 1013 code for a protein of 302 amino acids. Gene Ontology annotation, cellular component: nucleoplasm; nucleus.